This is a messenger RNA of Frankliniella occidentalis (western flower thrips), 1414 nucleotides long. Its product is annotated as E3 ubiquitin-protein ligase TRIM32-like. The transcript is spliced from 3 exons. Bases 183 to 782 code for a protein of 199 amino acids. Gene Ontology annotation, biological process: protein ubiquitination. Gene Ontology annotation, molecular function: ubiquitin protein ligase activity. NCBI's taxonomy places the organism in Eukaryota, Metazoa, Arthropoda, Insecta, Thysanoptera, Thripidae. The record is from RefSeq and is a predicted model, not a curated record.
AGACAGCCGCGGCAGGACGACCAGUCAGACGACUAGCACUAGACCUUCGCCAUCAGCGACAUGGAGUGCGACAUCUGCUUUGAGGAGUUCAAUCAGGAGAGGCGCGUCCCCAAGAUCGUGCCGUGCGGACACACCGUGUGCCUGCAGUGCCUCCAGGGGAGCGAGAGGGGAAGGUGCCUCAUAUGCCGGACGCCCGUUCUCGCCCUCAGGCCUACAGUGCUUCCCCUGAGUCGCUUCCCAACAAUUUUAAGCUGAUACAGUGCCAAGGCGACGCGAGGCUCUCCCGCCCGUGGUGCAUGAGCUGCACCACCAAAGCCGGGCCUCGGUGCUGGGACGACGAGAGGGACGAGCACGAGGUCAUCAACAUCAAGGCCGCGAUGAAGCGGAGUCUGCCGGCGGGCGAGCUGGAGCAGGCGGCCGGGCAGCUCCAGAGCGUUCAGCGCCAGUUGCAGGACAAGGAGACCCAGCACGCCCUCACACUGCUGGCCAAAGAGUCCUGGAGCGUGACUCUGCGGGGCGGCGACCGCAUCCUGACGGGGACCCUCCGGAACACGAAGGACCCCGUGGACCCCCUCAACAAGGCCCUGUGCCUCCUGUUGGCGGCGCGGACCGCACUCACCGAGGCAGACGGCCCGAAGGACGGGAAAGAGGCUGGCAGCAAGACGCAGCAACACAUACCGACGCAGCAAUACAUACCGACGCAACAACACCUACCGUAUGAGCAGGUUAUCAUGCCUCAAAGACGGAGAGCCCCACUUCUCCGAAUGCGGACGGAAAUGUAAUUGAUGUAAUUCUUACUUAUGCCGUGUCACCGUCUGCUAUAAGAGUAGACUUCAGGAGGGAAGACGUCAUGAGAUACGGCGGGGACAGCAGGAGAGACGACAGGAGAUUCGACAAGUGGGGAAACGAUACAUGUUGCGCCUCGGGAGACCUCUGUAAUUGACAGUAUGUGCCCCGGGGUUGGGGCACUUUACUGUCAUCAUAUUCACCAUAUGUCUUUAUCGGCAUAUAACUCAAACGAUACUUCGAUUUUCGGAAUAUUCAGAAUGGAAUCUUGGGAAGGAAAUUCCAAUAGAAGCAUACCGCCCCUAUAAAUCAAAAUUAUACUCAAACCGUCCUUACUACAACAUAUCAUAAAAUAAGUGCAAUUUCCUGUUCCAAUGUGGGGGCAUUACUGUCAAAAAAAAAUAAGCUCGCGCUAACGUGGAAGCAGAUGAUACGGCCUUAUCUUUUGAUGAAUUUACGUUUCAGUUUUUAACGUGUCAAAAAUACCUGUAGGAAUUUACGGAAAGCGUUUUACAAAUUUAGAAACAUUGUGAUUUAAAUAUAUUGUACAACUACAAUUAAACAUUUUAAAAUUAACAUACGUUACAUAUUGUACCUUAAAUUAAAUAACAAGCAUCAUUUAAAGGAA